AUGUAUAGAUAUGGUGUUGAAUGUCUAUUUCGAUUUUAUACAUAUGGUAUAGAAAAACAUUUUCGUCAACAUGUAUUUGAAGAUUUUCAACAAGAAACUCUUUGUGAUCAUGAAGCUGAAAAAUUUAGUGUUUUAGGAAGAAUUGAUAUUGGUUUAGGUAUUGGUGGUGGUGUGAUUAAUUCUAUACUUUAUAAUGUUGAUGAUGGUCAUCGAGAUGUUAUUUUUGAUCAUUUUCAAGGUGUUAAACUAGAUGUUAUUGAAGAAGGAACUCAUUUUAUGAUUUCAUGGCUUCAUAGACCAAUUAUAUUUGAUAUUUGUACACAUCCACGAUCUGUUCCAUCAAUAACAGAAAUAAUAGAUUAUGAAGAACGUGUUUUACUAUCGAUUAUUAAUGAGUCUCAAUUUGAUGCUAUUGAAUUGAUUACACAACAUACACUUAUUUCUCAACGUGUUAGUGAAUUAUUAACAGAACGUGCUGCUCAAUUUGGUUUAUUACUUGAUGAUAUUUCAAUUACACAUUUAAGUUUUAGACCUGAAUUUACAAGUGCUGUUGAAUUAAAACAAGUUGCACAACAAGAUGUUGAAAAACAACGAUUUUUAACUGAACAAAGUCGUCAAGCAAAUGUUAUUGCAGCACAGGGUGAUACUCGUGCAGCUGAUUUGAUUGGCAAAGCUUUAGAUGAAGUUGGUGAUGGUUUGAUCGAACUUCGACGAAUUGAAGCCGCUGAAGGUACUGCAAAUCAAUUAUCAAAAUCAAGAAAUAGCGUCUAUUUACCACAUGGUCCUCAAAUUUUACUUAACAUUACUGAAAUUUUUACCUAUCGACGUGAAAAAAUUGAUGUAAGAGGUGAAUGUUUAAAACUUGUACCAGCUGAAAAUAUACAACAAAAUACUGUUGAAAUAAUUAAACAAGAAAUAAACAGCAAUCAAAAUUAUACAAAUGCUCGAUUUCGUGCACCACUUGCCAAUUAUUUACUACAUUUGGUUUCACCUCAAGUAGCUACAGCUCAUUUUCAACUUGUUUUACCAUGUGAUCAUCGUUUUGGUUCAAUUCUUCUUGAAAAUUCAUAUUAUGGUUUAAGAAAACCACCAGAUCAAUCUCGUUCAUCAUUGUUGUAUGUUACUGAUUUAUAUAUUAUGGGUAAAGCACGUGUUUUAGAAACAUUUGUAUUAUUUCAUUAG
Rotaria sordida is the source of this 1182-nucleotide messenger RNA. Lineage: Eukaryota; Metazoa; Rotifera; Eurotatoria; Philodinida; Philodinidae. The record is from the annotation of a GenBank genome assembly.